AUGGCUUCCACCGCCGCUGCCGCUUCCGAGCAGGAGACGUACACAAAGGAGCAUGGCGUCCUGCAACCCGCCGGGGGCAGUGCGGCGAAUGCUCCCGUCGCCAAGCCUCACCAGGCCACCGUGUCGCAGGUCUUCGAUCCGCAGUUCUUCAAGGUCGCCAACCCGGGUCCUCUCGGCCUCAUCAGCUUUGCCCUGACGACCUUUGUCCUCGGCCUCUACCAGUGCGGUGCUGGACUUCCCGACUCGAACCCCUUUGGCGGCGUCGGGCCCGACCAGGCCGUCUUCGGUCUCGCCGUCUUCUUCGGCGGCGCCGCGCAGUUCAUCGCCGGCAUCAUGGAGUUCCGGGUUGGGAACACAUUCGGCACCACUGUGCACUGCUCCUACGGCGCCUUCUGGCUCGCCUUUGCCAUGUUCCUCGUCCCCUCGCUCGGCAUCAAGGAAGCCUACGCCGGCGACGCCCGCGCCUUCAGCUUCGCCCUCGGCAUCUUCCUCAUCCUCUGGUGCUUCCUGACCCUCAUCUUCUUCAUCGCCGCCCUCCGGACCAACAUCGCCAUCCUCGUCGUCCUCGGCCUCCUCGUCCUCGCCUUCUUCUUCCUCAGCAUCGCCCAGUUCAUCCUGACGAGCAACCCGACGGCGGCGGUGCGCGUCAACCGUGCCGGCGGCGUCUUUGCCGUCAUCUGCGCCUUGGCCGCCUUUUACGCCGGCAGUGCCGGCAUCAUGACCGAGGACACCACCUGGGUCCGCUUCCCCUUGGGCGAGUUCAAGUACACGCCCAAGCAGAAGGCGGAGAAGGAUGCGAGCAACCUCCCGGUCUAG
Messenger RNA from Drechmeria coniospora, 816 nucleotides. Its product is annotated as Gpr1 family protein. The coding region runs from base 1 to 816 and encodes 271 amino acids. NCBI's taxonomy places the organism in Eukaryota, Fungi, Ascomycota, Sordariomycetes, Hypocreales, Ophiocordycipitaceae. Gene Ontology annotation, cellular component: plasma membrane. The transcript has 2 exons. The record is from RefSeq and is a predicted model, not a curated record. Gene Ontology annotation, molecular function: acetate transmembrane transporter activity.